Messenger RNA from Vitrella brassicaformis, 2227 nucleotides. Lineage: Eukaryota; Vitrellaceae. The record is from the annotation of a GenBank genome assembly.
GGACAGAAGAGGCGGAGGGCUUUGGGUGUUUGAAAGGACUGCCAGGUCACCACCAUGGCGGAGGUAGGCAGAAAACAGCCAGAUCUUGAAGGCUGAAAAACACGGAGAUCAGCCAGAUGAUGCCAGAAGCAAAGGACACUAAGCGAAUCACUGCUGUGCCUUAUCUGUGCCUUAUUUGUGCCCUGCUGUGUGUGUGUGUGGCAAUGUGUUUUCAGGCAAAGCCAGCAGUUGACAAGAAGGUGCUGCACAAGGCGUUGAACAAGCGCGGCAAGACCAAGAAGGACAAGUAUGGCGUCAUGAGCUACGCCAUCUGGAUCGGCGCCGUCAUCGCCCUCAUCGUCGGCGGCGUCGUCAUUCUCAUCAUCAACCCAGAGAAGAAACCACACCAGGUCUGCCUGCUGCAGACAUGGCAGACGACAUCCAAUGGCAUGCACACACACGCGUCGGCUCGUGUAUGUAUGUGUGUGUAAUCUCUGCAGAUGGCUGUGAACGAUGACCUGCUGAUAGCUCAGAUCAACUCGGUGUCAACAUUGUUUAAGGCUGGCGCGUCGGCUUUCUUUGAGGUGAGCAUCCAAUCAACCACACAUCCGUCCAUCCAUCCAUCCAUGUGUGUGUGUCCAUUUCUCUGUACUACAGAAUUGGUCGAUAGGCGACGUCAAGAAGCGUGCCGGCAUUGGGCUCACCAACCGGGUCAACCCACACCAGUGCAACGUCAACACCAAGAUGAAAAUGCCGGCGGAAUUCGACGCCAGGGAGAAAUGGCCGGCGUGCUUCAAGCACCCGGUAGGGAGAGGGAGAUGGGCACACAGACGGACGGCACGGAUGCCUCUGCGUCUGUGUGUAUGUAAUGUCAGGUGUAUGACGCCGGCAACUGCACAAGCACCUGGGCCAUCAUGGGUGCCUCGACGGUGUCCAACCGGUUCUGCAUCCAAGACCCUAACACCUACUCGGCACUCAGACUCAGCCCACAGGUAGGCGGCCACCCAUCCAAUUUGCAAUGCGUGUCUAUCACGCGCCCUGAGUGAGUGUGGGUGUAUUGUGUGUGUGCAGACAUCGCUGUCUUGUGACACGCUGAACCGAGGGUGCGAUGGAGGGGACCUGGACACAAUGUGGUUCCACUAUGAGAAGGAGGGGCUCGUCACCGAGAAGUGCUUCCCGUAAGACAACCAACCACACACACACCACACACACACACACGGGCCACGGUGUGUGUAAACGGGUGCGUCCGUCAGUUAUACUGCCGAUCCUGAUGUGGGCUGCGAGGAGAAGUGCAACGACGAGCAGCCGCUCAAGAUUGUCGCCCACUGUCUCGUCCACUCAGAGGACGGAAUCAAACGGUACACCCACUCAACACACAACAACACAGCUUCGUUCGUGUGUGUCAUUUAAUGACUGACUGACAGUGAGGUGCUGCAGAACGGCCCAGUUGUGGCGCCAGUGACGCUCAACGACGACCUCCUCGUAUACAAACAGGGCAUCUACAAGGUGAGUGAGGCGGAGCCACCCGCGGACGCACGCAGUGCAGUGGACGGAUGCAUCAUCAUCAUGUGUGUCUGUCUGUGUGCUGUUGUUGAUUUAGCCGCUGGCCACGGCCAAGAGGCUGGUGACGGACAGGCGGUACCCCGUCAUACACGCCGUCAAAAUCAUCGGUGGACCCUACACACAUACACACACAAGACAUACCAGAGAGAGAGAGACGGCUGGAUGUCUGUCUCUCUCUCUGUGUGUGUUGUGUGCGUUGUGUGUGCCGUCACACAGGUUGGGGCGAGAAGAACCGUCAGCCGUAUUGGCUUGUGGAGAAUGCCUGGGGCGAGGACUGGGGUGAGGGCGGCUACGCCAAGAUCGCCAUCGAGAGGGACACCAAAGACAAAGACGACCACACCAAAUCGGUCGUACUCAGCUACUGCUUCGCACGUGAGUGAGACCCCAUCCAUCCCCCCUCUCUCCCCACCAAUAUCAGACGCAUCUCAAUGCGUGUGUGUGUGUGUGUGUGCAGCCACGCCAUCAAACAAGGUGAUGGAAGAGCAGAGCACCGCUGGCCGAGGAGGGGACGAGGCCAAGUAUGAGGCCGACCUGGACUUGGCGGCCGACGACCUGCUGGCCGAAGAUGAAGAGGAGGAAGAUGAGGAAGAGGCAGAUGAGGGUGCCGAGGGGGACGAUGAUGAGGAACACGCUGAGGAGGAUGUCGCACUGGAUGAGUGAAUAGGCAGGCAGGCAGGCAGGAUGG